AAUUAAGUGCAUCACAAACCAUCUCAUUAAAUUAUCUAAAUUUAGUUAGUUAAAUAUCAAAAUUAAUUUAAAUUAAAAUGUAUCAUUCAAGCCCAUAAAUCAAAAAAAAAAAAAAAAAAUCACCAGAUCAACCUACCAUAGUAGCCGGGUUUAAUAAAUGGUUGCAAGUGAAAAUGUUAACCGGUCUUCUCCAAAAGAUGUAAUUAGCCUCCGUUCUAAAAAAAAAGAAGAAGAAACAUUAUCCUAACUAUCUUUUCAUUUUUUAGACCCAAGUCCUAGCCCAAGACUGAAAAAUCCUCUCACUCAUUUCUGGCGGGAGCCAAACGCCAUUGUCUAUCUACAGAUUCGCACGGAGAAAGGGAAGGGGUUUACUUCUAGCGGCGGCUAAAAGACUUUCUCUAUGCAUAAUGGGGUCUGAAUCAACUCUCCCCGAGUGGGCUCAAAGCCUUGGAUUAUGGGUAUAGAUGAAGCUGGUCGUGUUCCAGUUCUUGGCACUUUAUUACUCGACCUAUGGUGUACGGAUGCUUGUACUGUGCUCGCUCAUAUGAGAAGACUCUCUCUACCCUCAGCUUUGCAGACUUUAAAAUAAGAGAAAAGGGAGGAGUGAUUUUGAAAAUCUAAAGGCUAAUGAAUCAAUUGGAUGGGCUGUUGAUGUUAAUGAUCCGAGGGAGCUCUCAGCUAAAAUGCUUAAGAAGAAUAAGAUAAACCUAAAUGAGAUAUCACAUGAUUCUGCUAGUGGCCUUGUGAAUAGGGUGCUAAACAUGGGAGUUCUUUUAACCGAGGUUUGUGUGGAUACAGUGGGAGAUCCUGAGAAAUAUAGAAUAAAACUGUCUGAAAGUUUUCCUUUUGUCAAGUUUGUUGUUGCAAAGAAGGCUGGUAGUCUUUAUCCAGUUGUGAGUGGAGCAAGUAUUGUUGCAAAGGUAGUGAUUUCCCACCCAUUUGAUUCCCUUAAUUUGUUCUUGCCAAUAUGUUUAUCUUUCAUUCAACCGAGUAGGUUACAAGAGAUUGGGCCUUGUGAGGAUGGGUACUUGAUGAAACAGCUUAAAACAUGGCUAGGAAUUUUGGAUCUGGAUACCCUGGAGUUUUAUUGUUGUGUGCAAAUCCUGAAACUAAAGCUUGGUUGGAACAAACACGAACACUCAGUAUUUGGAUUCCCAACACUGGUCCGCUUCAGUUGGGGUACAUGCACACCCUAUUCCAAGAACAUGGUUGACGUCUUGGGUCAAUUAUCGGUCUUUUCUUUACAUUCCCAUAGCAAUACCCUUCUUCUGCAGCUGCAUCAUUGUGCUGCGUGAUGUGAGGUGCUAUGUGACUCUAAAACCGAAGACAGGAACUAACUUAUCUCAGCUUUUUUUAAUGAGAUGGGCAUUUGUUUGGUGGUCAUGAUACUAAAAGAAACCAGAAGUUGAAUGCGGCAAUAUCACUUCUUUGUUCAGUCAUAACUGCAUCCAGGGAAUGUUUUAGGGGUGAGGUCAAUUUGAAUGAUCUAUGAUUAUUGGGGCCUUGUUCAUCCUUGGACUGGAGGAGAGUCUGAGGUUUAUAGCCGUACGUGUAACCUGCUAGUAUAAAAGUUUGACGGACCCACUUCAAAAUAAAUGUUGCUUCACAAUUCCUUGCUUCUUUUUCUCUUUUGCAUGAGAUGCCAAAACAGGCACAAAACUUUAGUCAGUUGCCUUUGAAGGGUGCACUCCAUGUUACUCGCACAUGAAUAUGGUCCAGUUUGUAGAAAGCAGGAUUGAUUCUUGUAUUUUCAUGGGUGCCAUUUGCAGUCUGAGCUGUGUGGAAUUUACCAAUACCUCAUUUUCCUGUUUUCUUUGCAAUCCAUUCCACAAGAAGAAAAGGGUAAAGCUAUUGAAUGUGUCAUGCUUGGCUACAUUUUUCUUUUUAUUUUUAAGCAGGGAAUCGGAUAAAUUAGUGGAAGAUGGUUCUAGUAGUAGCAGUCGGAAGCGGCAACUAAAAUCAAGCAGUUUUGGUGUCACAACGUCCAAGAGGAAAAGUGAGGAAACUGAAUCUAGUGGUAAAAGCCGCUGCAAGUUUUUCCAUACUCGUAAACUUGAGCAACUUGCAAAUUUCUAGCAAUUAAGUUUGGUUGCUGUUUUAUUCCAUACCUACACUAACUAUUGCUUACCUUCAUAUCAAUGAAUCGAAGAACUAUCCCAGCAUGCAUCUCUUACAGAAGUUAAUUUAACUGAGUAUAUAGUAUGCAGAUUCUAGAAUGUAGCCUGAUGGCUAAGGGUGAAUUUUAACCUAGAAAUAUCAUGGGAAUGUUUAAAAGGAGGCCCUCAGAAUUUGCGUUUUUUUAGUCGUGCAUAUCAACUGUUUUCUUAAAUGCAGUGGUGAGGUCUGUUUCCAUUCAACUGUCCAGGACUACCUCAGGGUUAGGUGAGAAACAGGCUAUUUACACUCGGACUCUGACGGUGCUGGGAUUUGAAUGCGCUGGAUGUUUCUGGCCCCUGAGCACGCACACUUAAGUGUGAUUGCAGACACACUGACUUUAACAUGAUGUACAAACUGCACAGAACAGACUUGUAUACAAACACAACCCAAAACUGAGUGACAAAUACCAUUAUUUUUGCUUAAUGGAUCGAUCUACACUUAGCUUAAUGUACAAUGAGAGCAACAAAGGUGGUUGUAAUCAAUGGAGGCACUAUGCAGUUCACUUGGCGGCUGCCAGCAUUGUGGUGGUUGUUUGGUCGGUGAUUAGCUGCAGCACCUGCUAUGAUUACCGGGACGACUGCUCCACCUCCUUGUGCUUCGCCACCACCGUGUGCAUUGUCAGCUGCCCCAGUUGCUCCACCACCACGUGCACCUCCAUGAGCUGAGCCGCCAUGUGCAAAUUUGCUGCUGUGUACUAUGCCACUUCUUUCAUUAGAAUCAUCGUCAGUGCUACCGAUGCAAUGUUCAUGUGUGCCUGCAGCUCCUAGAUCAUUCUCCUGCAAAGGAUCUGUCCUGGAUACUGUUUAGUCUUUCUCAGUUCAAACAAAAAAUCAAGGGAUUGAUUAACGAAUAGAACUAUGAAUUAUAAAGCUCGAACUUCCAAGUCAUGUCAAUGGUAGUAAAACUAUCAGAAUCCCUUUGAUCUUAGACUCA
This is a messenger RNA of Populus trichocarpa (black cottonwood), 3090 nucleotides long. RefSeq names its product ribonuclease H2 subunit A. NCBI's taxonomy places the organism in Eukaryota, Viridiplantae, Streptophyta, Magnoliopsida, Malpighiales, Salicaceae. The record is from RefSeq and is a predicted model, not a curated record. The transcript is spliced from 6 exons. Gene Ontology annotation, biological process: mismatch repair; DNA replication, removal of RNA primer. Gene Ontology annotation, molecular function: RNA binding; RNA-DNA hybrid ribonuclease activity. Gene Ontology annotation, cellular component: ribonuclease H2 complex. The coding region runs from base 684 to 1295 and encodes 203 amino acids.